AAAUUAGGAUCGCAAAUCCUAUUCCGCGCCAACACAAUAAUCAACGUUUUUAGCCGGGAGCCUGCGUGCGUGUCUUACGCCGUAUCUCAUUUAGGAUCUCUUUGUGCUCGAAGGUUUGUGAAUCUUUAUUAUUUUUCUUAUCACAAAAACCUGCUUGAUAAAAACAAUACUGAGAAGCAGAUGUCAUAGUAGCAUUCAAACAACUGAACAGUUUUCCUUUACAAAAAAAUUCCUACACAAAAGCUAUGCUUUAUUGUAAGUUAUUUAACUUGUGUUCCACUUUUAACCCGUGAAUGCUUGCAAGUCAUUUACGGGUUAUCUGGGGGACUUCUGUGUGUUAACGCUAUAAUUCUUCUCAUAAGGUGGGAGGCCCUUGUUAGCGGUUCAUCUUGCCAUUAUUUUAAUUGAAAAAAAAAAUACAGUACGUUAUAUUGAACCCGCAUUUUAUUUUCAUCUAUUUUAUUAUCCACAAGCGGGUUAAACUAUAUCCUUCAACUUCUCUUUCUCCGUUUUUUUUUAUUUCCAGGCCUGUUGCUGGUAUGUAGCACGAGACGACUUCCGAUUACUGUUAAAAGGGUCACGCUAGUUUUCUGAAGAUUAACCUUUGCUUUAAAGGGCUGAAUGACAAAUUCCUGGGCUUAAAAAGGUUUAUGUUCAAGGACUGUAUUAAGUUUCGAUGGUACGAUUUACCAAAACCACAAAGUCGAAAGAGUGUUCCAUGAAUAUCGGGUGCGUUUACUUCCAAAACCUGUAUGUUACUAUAAACAUUUUUUGUAUGUGCUUUGUAUGUGUUUGUCGUCUUUGUACGUAACAACCAAUUACGACUUUUUUGUUAAAAAAAAAAUGUAUUUACUGGCAAAACAAAAUUAUAAAUUUCGGUUUAUCAAGAAUUAAAGUAUGUUUAUAUUGGAUACAUUUUUUAAAUUGAAUUAUUAUUUUGAAGUGUACCGUUUUAGAGCUUAUGAAAAGCCACUUAAUGAUAUUAGCGUUAACGUUUUAAUUCCAUUAGGCGGUCCAGGUACCGAUACGAUAACGUCACCCUGUUAGAUUGUUUGCCAACCUAAUUGUCCACAUCCGCCAGUUAUCACAUAAUUUCAAUUUACUUUUUACCAACAGAUUUACAGCUUAAAUGAUAUACGGCAAAAUAAACAGCUAUUGAACUAAAUAGCGCUGGUGAAUAUUGUAUCUAUAUAAAUGGUUGUCUUGUGUUUAUUUACAACCCCGAGUAAUCCAGGAGGUCCGAGGCGUUGUGAAUUAUUAAAAAAUGGUCAAUUCUUCCACCCAUUGCGGCUUCAUAAAAGUAAACCUGCCAAUUUUAAGUGCAAAGUGCUGUUUAUCACCUCCACACGUUUCUCUGUUGGCGGCUUGUUACUUGUCGUCUUAUAAAGUUCAAGGAAAAUCGCAAGGCAGCUCGCAAACCCACAGUCAUGGCUUGCCGUAUGUCAAAAACACGUUAUUUCUUGCAGGAAUGGAUUUUUAAAGGCGACAAAAUGAAAUUAAUCCUACUCCUUGGAUUGUUCUAUAUGGUGGAAUGCUACAGUAAUCCUAGUCCAAACAGUAAUCAAACAGUAUCAAGGAUUCUCGAUAGCAUCUUAACAGCUGAAAAGUAUGACAAACGCCUUCGCCCUAAUUACGGAGCCGGUCCAGUGAUCGUGACGGUUGGAUUCUGGGUUUUAUCCAUUGAUACUAUCAAUGUCGUCGAUAUGGACUACACUCUGGAUAUCUUUCUUCGUCAGUCGUGGGUCGAUGAGAGGCUAAGCCAUGACCUUAACACCACCAUGUUCCUGAGUAACACCGUCAUGGACAAGAUUUGGCUUCCAGAUUCUUACUUUGUCAACGCAAAACAAGGAAGCUUCCACAAGGUUACCAAGGACAACAUGAUGGUGAUGAUACAGCCGGACGGGCAAGUUCAGUACAAUGCCAGGGUUACAAUACGCGCCUCGUGCCCCAUGAAUUUACGCAAGUUCCCGAUGGACACUCAACAUUGUCCUCUUACAUUGGAAAGCUACGGUUACAGUUCAGACCAUAUCGUGUUUAAAUGGGAGAUUGAGGACGGGGAUGGCCUGGGCUUCGUCCCCGAAAGCUUGAAAAUGCUGCCACAGUACAAGCUCGCUCGUGUGCACUUGAGUACCCUUCACAACGAAUAUGUAGUAGGGAACUGGUCUGGCAUCAAAGCGUUGUUCACGUUCGAGCGCAUGUACAGUUACUUCGUUAUCCACGUGUACGGCCCGUGCGCGCUCAUCGUAGUAGUGUCGUGGGUGUCGUUCCUGUUGCCAAAGGAACAGGCGCCUGCGCGUAUUACACUGGGAGUGACCUCUGUCCUGACCGUCGUCACUAUUCUCAACAUGCUCAAUAACUCCAUGCCCAAGGUAAACUACGUAAAGACUAUCGAUAAAUAUUUGAUUGGCUGCUUUCUUUUCGUGUUUGCUACGUUGGUUGAAUAUUCCCUGGUGCUAUGGCUUACAAAGUCCUACAAAAAGUAUAACAAGGCAAAGGAAGAGCUGAGCAAAUCCCGGGGGAAAUCCCACCCCUUCGAUGAGCAGUACGACGGGGAUCGAAAUACCCAAAUCGCGCUGAUGGAUAUGCCCCACGAGAAUGACGUCGUUGUUGAGAUGAAUGGACGGCACGCGGCACCAAGGCACCGUAAAAUCAGAUGUCAAUCACCGCAGGAACCCAGCAUUCGCUGCGAGCCCAUCAAGCGCACUCUCCUCAACGAAGCGUUCGUCCAACACGUAGACGAGUAUGCUCUCGUGCUAUUUCCUGGGUCGUUUGUAAUAUUUAAUGCUGUCUAUUGGUUUUCGGUCAUGUCAUUUGAUCAAAUUUUUGGGUCUUGAUUUUAAGGGGCUAUAUUUACAUUAUAAUCUGCGCAUCCAGUCUGCGCAUGGAAUUUAAAACUCUUCGUGGAUCCCUUAGAGGUUUGAGAUCAGGAGAACCGUGCGCAAACAGGAGAUUCGUGUGGUAUUCUUCAGGCUAGCCGUCACUCCUUUAAUGGUGGAUUUGCAGUUAACUGCAUUCCCGAGGAUCCAGCGUCUUUGCUGGCGCUCCCAAAGGUCAACUGAAAACGCUGUCAAUUUUUUGCAUGCAAACGGCCUGCAUACGUUGUGCCUGAUGUUUCUGUAUGGCGUGUCUCAUACUGAAACAUAAGCCGUUUAGGACAAGGUUUGGUGAUUCAUCUGGAUACAGACCCUAGUUUUUAGACAAAUAGCAAAAGCGUGAUACACCUAUUCCAAAAGGUUGCACUCGAAUAACCCGUCGUAACCCGCAUUGCUUAAUGGGAAUUAAAUUAUUAAGAAAAUAAACGUAAAAAAAUGCUCAUCAGACCCCACAAAAGGUGUUGGUUGCUCUAGACAGCAGGACGGUGGCCAUGGAAGUUGGAAUCCGAUAAUGGGCCUGUAUUACAUUCAGUGAGAAGAUUUUAGCCAUUUAUACUCUACACAUGAACCACUGCCGGCUACGACACAUGAAUUGUCAUGAGCAACCUUUUUUAUUCCUAAAAGAGAUGGAUAUUUAAAAAAAUUGCACAUCCUCGGGGAGCGCGGAGCGAUAAAGAAACAGGCUGAAAGAAGCCCUGGGCAACUGCUCUGUAAAAGCUAUUUCUAAAAACUGCAGCUAACUCGCUCUCUGAUUGGUCUCAUUAUAAUUCAAUUAAAAUUAGACCAAUCAGAGCGCUCCUUGUUAACCAGAAAAACAACAGACCUCGCGCGUAGUAACACUUUACAAACACCUUAAUAACAAAUCCUACUCGGUUUGGUAAAAGUCACACGAUCAGAUUUUGCCUUGAGUCUGCGAAGGGUUACGCGAGCAGGGAGAAACUUGGGCACAAUAUCAGAUCAUGUCUUUGCUCGCUCAGCUUUCACUCCUUUUUUCCUUCUCGCGCGUUCCCUGUUUGCCCGAUCUCCGCGACGCCUUGGGUCCCCGAGGAUGAAAACUGCACGGUGGUGGUACAAUGCACCAACGCCUUUUUGUCAAAAAAUUGUUAGUAAAAACGCAACGCGAGAUUAAAGUUCAUUUUGUCGA
Molecule: messenger RNA, 4017 nt
Organism: Nematostella vectensis (starlet sea anemone)
Lineage: Eukaryota; Metazoa; Cnidaria; Anthozoa; Actiniaria; Edwardsiidae
Product: gamma-aminobutyric acid receptor subunit beta-4
Exons: 9
Coding region: 1428-2834 (468 amino acids)
Biological process (GO): chemical synaptic transmission; regulation of membrane potential; nervous system process
Cellular component (GO): synapse; neuron projection; membrane
Molecular function (GO): neurotransmitter receptor activity; transmembrane signaling receptor activity; extracellular ligand-gated monoatomic ion channel activity
Source: RefSeq, a predicted model, not a curated record